CUAUGAAAAAUUACAAGCAGACAUUUGUGGCCUUUUUCACGGAAAAAAGAAGAGUUCUCAAAAUAGACGCUAGCUCUGAUAAAAAAUCCUCCGAUAAGGAGAUGAAAGAAGACGAUGAAAAAUUCAACAUGAAUCGAUUCUAUUCAAAGAAAUCCAGUGAAAAAAAGAAAGGGCAAGGAAAACAUCACUGGGCUGUUUUAAGAAGUGCUCUGCUGUUUGUCAGUGUGUGUCGGAGAGCCACGAAUUCUAAGAUGAGAAAGGAGGAGAGGGAAAUAUCAGAAGAACAAAGAUAUCCAAUCUUCUUAGGUCAGGUCUACACUGAUAUAGAAGCAGAUAAACCAGAAAGUAAUGAAAAAUAAAGGCACUGUACACUUAAUGUCAAGAGACUCUUUAUUAAUUGCAUUUUCGAUUCACACCGGUACCUCCAGGAAAUUACGAGAAUUAAAACAUUUUCUUAACUUAAACAACAAUAUCCGAAAAAGAGAUAGCGGGUACUCUGGUGAAUCUGGUAUGCAGGUGCGUUAACUUGAGGGUCUCAUAAAAUUAGGUUUACAGUCCCUUUAACUUAAUCAACCAUCAAGACGAAUCCCUAUAUUAUUGAAUGGUAUAUGUUAAUUAGAAUAUAUUUGUAAAUAAAUGUAUUUAUC
This is a messenger RNA of Eurytemora carolleeae, 647 nucleotides long. RefSeq lists its product as uncharacterized. The record is from RefSeq and is a predicted model, not a curated record. The transcript is spliced from 5 exons. NCBI's taxonomy places the organism in Eukaryota, Metazoa, Arthropoda, Copepoda, Calanoida, Temoridae. Bases 3 to 359 code for a protein of 118 amino acids.